Messenger RNA from Schistocerca cancellata (South American locust), 1041 nucleotides. RefSeq lists its product as uncharacterized. The record is from RefSeq and is a predicted model, not a curated record. The coding region runs from base 1 to 1041 and encodes 346 amino acids. The transcript has a single exon. Lineage: Eukaryota; Metazoa; Arthropoda; Insecta; Orthoptera; Acrididae.
AUGGGAAAAACGCAAAUAUGGGAAAAACGCAAAUAUGGGAAAAUCAAAAAUUGGGGAAAAACAAAAUUAUGGGAAAAACUCAAAUAUGGGAAAAACGCAAAUAUGGGAAAAACGCAAAUAUGGGAAAAACGCAAAUAUGGGAAAAACGCAAAUAUGGGAAAAACCAAAAUAUGGGAAAAACGCAAAUAUGGGAAAAACGCAAAUAUGGGAAAACCGCAAAUAUGGGAAAAACGCAAAUAUGGUAAAAACGCAAAUAUGGGAAAACGGAAAUAUGGGAAAAACGCAAAUAUGGGAAAAGCGCAAAUUUGGGAAAAACGCAAAUAUGGGAAAAACGUAAAUAUCGGAAAACCACAAAUAUGGCCAAAACGCAAAUAUGGAAAAAACGGAAAUAUGGCAAAGACGCAAAUAUGGAAGAAACGCAAAUAUGGCAGAAACGCAAAUAUGGCAGAAACGCAAAUAUGGCUGAAACGCAAAUAUGGGAAAAACGCAAAUAUGGCAAAAAAGCAAAUAUGGCAAAAACGCAAAAAUGGCAGAAACGCAAAUAUGGCAAAAACACAAAUAUGGCAAAAACGCAAAUAUGGCAAAAACGGAAAUAUAAAAAAAACGGAAAUAUGUCAAAUGCGGAAAUAUGCCAAAAACGGAAAUAUGGCAAAACGAAAAUAUGGCAAAAACGUAAAUAUGAAAAAAACGGAAAUAUGGCAAAGAAGCAAAUAUGGCAGAAACGCAAAUAUGGCAGAAACGCAAAUAUGGCAGAAACGCAAAUAUGGCAGAAACGCAAAUAUGGCAGAAACGCAAAUAUGGGAAAAACGCAAAUAUGGCAAAAAAGCAAAUAUGGCAAAACGCAAAUAUGGCAAAAAUGCAAAUAUGGCAAAAACGCAAAUAUGGCAAAAACGCAAAUAUGGCAAAACCGGAAAUAUGGCAAAUCGCAAUAAUGACAAAUCGCAAAAAUGGGAAAAACGCAAAUAUGGGAAAAAAUAUGGAAAAACCGAUAAUAUUGGAAAAACGCAGAUACAGGAAAAACUCAAAUGUGGGAUAAGAUAA